This is a messenger RNA of Cloeon dipterum, 959 nucleotides long. RefSeq lists its product as uncharacterized. The record is from RefSeq and is a predicted model, not a curated record. Lineage: Eukaryota; Metazoa; Arthropoda; Insecta; Ephemeroptera; Baetidae. The transcript is spliced from 2 exons. Bases 570 to 959 code for a protein of 129 amino acids.
CGCGCCCUGCAAAGAAAAGAGGGCCAGCGCCGCGGGCAAGAAAUGUUGAACAUGACUAGCAAAAUAAAGCUAAAACUAAAUUUAUGGGAUUAUUAAAGCUGACAAUAAGAAAGGAAUCGCCUCAGAAGCAUCGUAAAAUAUCAGGAGUACGCCAAUUAGAUUGCAGCAAUCAAAGAGCGCUGGACGCUGAUUGGUUGCCUCUACAAACAUGAGAUAAUUAAGAAAAGGAGUUGAUAUUGAACUUGAAUUUUUAAGUUUUAAAGUUUUAAAGUAGAAAUCUGAAUCUAUUUUUGAAAAUAUUGUCUAAAUGACUUAUUUAAUAUAAAUGGCAAAGAGAAAAAUACCGAAAAAAAAUACCAGUUUCAAAUGUUCUUCUCCUUGUCGCACACACCUCUGCAAUCGGGAGCGGUGUCGUUUGUAAACAGUAAACACAUGACUUCACAGUGCAUGCACAUGCAGCAAGAAUUCCGCGUUCCGCCUGAAAUCAUUUGCUUGUUAAUAAUUGCCGACCCAAUCAGGAACUAACUGGGCAAUGAAAAAUAACGCUAAAAAUCUUUUUCGGUAGAGACAUGGAGAGACAUUGCAGAACCAGAAGGAUACGAGAGAUGCAGCCUCCGCAGCUGCCAAGAGUCGGAGAAGCAAAACCUGCCAUUCAAAAGCCACUGUGCAGACUGUGCGAGUGUCCGACGUCGGACGGCCACGUCCUCGCGUCGCAGGUGGACAGGUUCAAGCUGAGGAAAUGGGCCAUGCAGGUCAUGAACCUGACGGAAGAAGACGAAAACCUGCCGGACGUGGUCGAAGAAGACGCUUUGAUCUGCUAUUUUUGCAUCUGGCAGGCAGAGUUUGGGGAUGAGUCUGGAGACGAGGCUGUGGCUUGGUGGCCGAAAAACCUUGAUUUAGAAGAAAACGCAAAGGUGCUUCGCGAGAAUUAUUCAGGUAGGGAAUUUUUAUUAAAAUAA